Molecule: messenger RNA, 1370 nt
Organism: Carassius auratus (goldfish)
Lineage: Eukaryota; Metazoa; Chordata; Actinopteri; Cypriniformes; Cyprinidae
Product: growth arrest and DNA damage-inducible protein GADD45 gamma
Exons: 4
Coding region: 1-636 (211 amino acids)
Biological process (GO): regulation of cell cycle
Cellular component (GO): nucleus; cytoplasm
Source: RefSeq, a predicted model, not a curated record
AUGCGCGUGUCACGCAAGUCUAAAGGCACGCGCCUUGAAUACGUCCUUUUCCUUUAUUGUUUAGAUCAGCCAAUCAGAACGCGGGGUGCAAACGCGUGCCACUAUCCCUCUAUAAGUACUGGUCGCGUGUCGGCAGGAAACUCACUCACAACUUAUUUCGCUCUGCUCGAGCCACUACUACUUCAAACACAGCUACGUCCUACUUUAAUAAACACCAAGAUGGUGAAUGAAGGCAAAUCUCUGUCCGAAGCUCUGCUGUCUGCCAAGGCGGAGGGGCGUCUCACUGUUGGCGUCUAUGAAUGCGCAAAAAUAAUGAACGAGGACCCUGAUAGUGUGUCUUUCUGCCUGUUGGCCACUGAUGACUUUGAGUGCGACAUCGCUCUCCAGAUCCAUUUUACUCUGAUCCAAGCGUUUUGCUUUGACAACGACAUCAGCAUCGUCAGAGUAAACGACCUGAAACGUCUCAGUGCUCUUGUUGGUACCAAGGGUCAACUCGAGGAUGCGCAUUGUGUCCUUAUAACGAACCCAGCUGAGGACUCCUGGCAGGAUCCAUCUUUGGAGAAGCUUCACCUGUUCUGUGAAGAAAGUCGCAGCUAUAACGAGUGGGUUCCUGAGAUCACUCUGCCCGAGCGUUGAUCUGGAGCUUUACUCUUCUCUGUUGAGAUGCUGUAAACCUUGAGGAAUACUCGACUCAUCCUUCGAAGCAAGGAUGCUGAUGUUUCCACAUCCCUGGAUGCUCCUGAGGAGGCUGAACCGUCCAGGCAGCGCGAGGCAGGCCCGAGUGGCCCUCGCGGUUCUACGUCGUUCCUCGCCCCAUCCAUGCCAAGAUGAUCCUCAUUCUUUAUGUGAAUGAGGUCAGGUAUGCCACGAGAGCGACACAAUGGCCCUCAUUCUUUGUGCGGAUGAGGUUUGGAGAGGAAGGAGAAGCGAGUUUUGCCUCUGUUCCACAGAGCAAAUAUCGCAUGCGUUGGACACGCAGAGGACGCGGCGGUGCGUUGAAGCAGCGUUUUUAAAAAUGGACUUCAACAUCUCGGACAUUUUUAAAAAUGGAAUUGCCGUACAAUAUGACGUACCUUAUUGUCGGGCAAUGUGCUUUCCACUUUCCAGAAUUGUCUUAUUCUCUAAAGGUUUCACUUUAGAAAUAUUAAUAUGACAUAAAAGGGGGAAAAAAUUAAGAAAAAAAAAACUGUAAAAAUCUCUAAAGGUUUAACUUUAGAAAAAUGUGACAAAAAAUGAAGACAAAAUAUUUAAAUAUGUUCUUAAAUAAAUGGAAAUGGAAAAAUAUUGUAAAAACAAUUGAUUAGGAUUUUUUUCACUUUAGACCUUUUGUAGGAGACAAACAUGAAUAAAAAACUGUUUAAAUUAAACUU